AAUCUAAAAUCCUUAUAAGAAAGGAAGAUUAAUUGUCACUCUGCUAACAAACAGCAAAAAAGAAGAAAUGAUGAAGAAAGGAAAGGGAAUUUUGAACCCUAAUUUGAAGCUCUCUCUUCCUCCUCCAGCUGAGACCUGCUUCGACGAGUUCCUUACACAAAGCGGUACGUUCAAAGACGGUGAUCUCCUCGUCAACAAGGACGGUGUUCGAAUCAUCUCUCAAUCCGAACCUGCACUUCUUAUUAAGCCAUCAGAAGCUGAAAAUGACGAUCAGUUGAAUUUAGAAGAUUUUGAUGUGAUUAAAGUUAUUGGCAAAGGUAAUGGUGGAAUUGUGCAACUGGUCCAACACAAAUGGACGGAGCAGUUUUUUGCAUUGAAGGUUAUUCAAAUGAACAUCGAGGAAUCGGCACGCAAGCAGAUCGCAAAGGAACUGAAAAUAAACCAAUUGUCUCAGUGUCCGAACGUCGUCGUUUGUUACAAGUCUUUCUUUAACAACGGUGUCAUUUCGAUCAUUUUGGAGUAUAUGGAUGGUGGAUCCCUAGCAGAUUUCUUGAAGAAGGUUAAAUCCGUUCCCGAACCGUAUCUCGCGGCAAUUUGUAAGCAGGUGGUCAAGGGUUUGAUAUAUCUUCAUCAUGAAAAACACAUUAUCCACCGGGACUUAAAACCGUCUAACUUGUUGAUAAAUCAUAGAGGAGAAGUUAAGAUUACCGACUUCGGUGUUAGUGCGAUAAUGACGAACACCUCCGGACUAGCUAGCACUUUCGUUGGAACAUACAACUAUAUGUCGCCUGAGAGAAUUGCUGGUAGCAAUUACGGCAAUAAGAGCGACAUUUGGAGCUUGGGGUUAGUGUUGCUCGAAUGUGCAACUGGUCAGUUCCCAUAUUCCCCACCGGAUCAGGCUGAAGGAUGGACCAAUUUUUUCGAGCUCAUGGAACAAAUUGUUCAACAACCGCCACCUUGUGCACCUUCAGAUCAAUACUCUUUGGAGUUUUGCUCGUUCAUUUCUGCAUGUGUACAAAAGGACCCAAAGGAAAGAAAGUCCGCACACGAAUUGCUGGCAUUUCCUUUCUUGAACAUGUACGAUGACUUGGACAUCAACCUCUCUUCUUACUUCUACAAUGCCGGAUUGCCACUUACACCGCUUUAGAACUUCUGUGAUUUCAGACUUCAGACGACUGAACAUAUAUGAUCAGUCAGAAUCGAAACAAUGUCCACAAAAACCGAAGUUUUAGAACCAUGGAAGAUUAGUAUUGUCGUUCUGGACUUAUUUGAGCAGCUGUUACUAUGACAAGGCCCAAAGUUAAACAUAAAAGAAUAUAG
Molecule: messenger RNA, 1320 nt
Organism: Hibiscus syriacus
Lineage: Eukaryota; Viridiplantae; Streptophyta; Magnoliopsida; Malvales; Malvaceae
Product: mitogen-activated protein kinase kinase 2-like
Exons: 9
Coding region: 68-1147 (359 amino acids)
Biological process (GO): protein phosphorylation
Cellular component (GO): cytoplasm
Molecular function (GO): ATP binding; protein serine/threonine kinase activity
Source: RefSeq, a predicted model, not a curated record